GCAAUCCUCCGGAGCGGCUGGCGGGGAGCGGCGGGCGGCGGGCGCAGGGCGGCCGGGCCAGCAUGCAUCCCCGCCCGCUGCCGCUGCCGCUACCGUAGCGGGAAUUACAGCCUCUCCGAGCCAGCGGCCAGCAUGAUUUCAUCUGCUGGAGGAUUUUUGCAUCUGAUCGCUUGAGGUUUUGUUGGGGUUUUUUUGGGUUUUUGUUUUUUUUUUUUUUGUUUUGUUUUUUUUUCCUCCCUCUGUCUUUGUUUCCUUCCCCCUUUCCCCCCCUUCCCCUCCCUCCAUCCCCCCUUUCCUCCUCCUCCUCUUUUUUAGAAGCAGCAAUCGGAGAUGGAUGUCUCUCUUUGCCCUACCAAGUGCACUUUCUGGAGGGUAUUUUUGCUCUGGAGCAUUUGGGGAGACUAUCUGCUUUCGGUGCUGGCUUGCCCUGCUAAUUGUCUUUGCAGCAAGACAGACAUCAAUUGCAAGAAACCGGAUGAUGGGAACCUCUUCCCUCUCUUGGAAGGGCAGGAUUCAGGCAGCAGCAAUGGCAACACGAGCAUCAAUAUCACGGACAUCUCAAGGAACAUCACUUCCAUACACAUAGAGAACUGGAAGAACUUGCAGACGCUGAAUGCUGUUGACAUGGAGCUGUACACGGGACUCCAGAGGCUGACAAUCAGGAACUCAGGACUACGAAACAUCCAGCCACGCGCCUUUGCCAAGAACCCUCACCUGCGCUACAUAGACCUCUCUGGGAACCGGCUCACUACUCUGUCAUGGCAACUCUUCCAGACCCUGCGACUCUUUGAACUGAGACUAGAGAGGAACCUUUUUAACUGCAGCUGCGACAUCCGCUGGAUCCAGCUCUGGCAGGAGAAGGGCGAGGCGAACCUGCAGUACCAGGAGCUCUACUGCAUGAACAUGGACGCAGCCAUCAUCCCUUUGCAGGAGAUGAACAUCACCCAGUGUGACCUCCCUGAGAUCAGUGUGAGCCAUGUGAACCUGACAGUGCGAGAAGGGGAGAACGCCGUCAUCACCUGCAAUGGCUCAGGCUCGCCGCUGCCCGAUGUCGACUGGACGGUGGCUGAUCUCCACUCCAUCAACACACACCAGACCAACCUCAACUGGACCAAUGUUCAUGCCAUCAAUUUGACCUUGGUGAAUGUCACCAGUGAGGACAACGGGUUCCUGCUUACCUGCAUUGCCGAGAAUGUGGUGGGGAUGAGCAAUGCCAGCGUGCUGCUCACUGUCUACUAUCCCCCUCGCAUCCUAACUCUGGAGGAGCCUGUGCUACACCUGGAGCACUGCAUUGCAUUUGCAGUGCAUGGGAACCCAGCUCCCACCCUUCACUGGCUGCACAAUGGCCAAGUCCUCCGGGAGACAGAGAUCAUCCACAUGGAGUUUUACCAACAAGGGGAAGUAUCUGAGGGUUGCCUGCUCUUCAACAAACCCACUCACUACAAUAAUGGCAACUACACGAUUGUGGCCACCAACCAGCUGGGCUCAGCCAACCAAACCAUCAAAGGACACUUCCUUGAAAAACCCUUUCCAGAGAGUACGGACAACUUUGUCUCAAUCGGUGAUUAUGAAGUGAGUCCCACCCCACCCAUCACUGUGACCCACAAACCAGAGGAGGACACUUUUGGGGUUUCCAUAGCGGUUGGGCUGGCAGCUUUUGCUUGUGUCCUCUUGGUCGUCCUCUUUAUUAUGAUCAACAAGUAUGGCCGGCGGUCCAAGUUUGGGAUGAAAGGUCCUGUGGCAGUGAUCAGCGGAGAGGAGGAUUCAGCCAGUCCCCUCCACCACAUCAACCAUGGCAUCACAACGCCCUCGUCCCUGGACGCUGGCCCGGACACGGUGGUGAUCGGCAUGACCCGCAUUCCCGUCAUCGAGAACCCCCAGUACUUCCGACAAGGUCACAACUGCCACAAGCCAGACACGUAUGUCCAGCAUAUUAAGAGGAGAGACAUCGUUUUGAAGAGGGAGCUGGGAGAAGGUGCCUUUGGGAAGGUGUUCUUGGCCGAGUGUUACAACCUCAGCCCCACCAAUGACAAAAUGCUGGUGGCAGUGAAGGCGCUGAAAGACCCCACCUUGGCAGCCCGUAAGGAUUUCCAGAGGGAGGCAGAGCUGCUCACCAACCUGCAGCAUGAACACAUUGUCAAGUUUUAUGGUGUGUGUGGUGAUGGUGACCCGCUCAUCAUGGUCUUCGAGUACAUGAAGCAUGGCGACCUGAACAAGUUCCUGAGGGCACAUGGCCCAGAUGCUAUGAUCCUCGUGGAUGGGCAGCCUCGACAAGCCAAAGGGGAGCUAGGGCUAUCCCAGAUGCUCCACAUCGCUAGCCAGAUCGCCUCUGGAAUGGUGUACCUUGCCUCCCAGCACUUUGUCCAUAGAGACCUGGCCACCAGGAACUGCUUGGUCGGAGCCAACCUGCUGGUGAAGAUUGGAGACUUUGGGAUGUCAAGAGAUGUCUACAGCACUGAUUACUACAGGGAAGGGCCGCGUCCGAAGGGCCAGUUCAGCGCAGCGUGGCAGCGACAGAGACUGGCACCGCCGGCAGCUGCAACAGUUGGAGGACACACCAUGCUGCCUAUCCGCUGGAUGCCUCCGGAGAGCAUCAUGUACAGGAAGUUCACAACAGAGAGUGACGUCUGGAGCUUCGGGGUGAUCCUCUGGGAGAUCUUCACAUAUGGGAAGCAGCCCUGGUUUCAGCUCUCAAACACAGAGGUCAUUGAGUGCAUUACCCAAGGCCGAGUUUUGGAAAGGCCAAGAGUCUGCCCCAAGGAGGUUUACGACAUCAUGUUGGGCUGCUGGCAGAGAGAACCUCAGCAACGGCUCAACAUCAAGGAGAUCUACAAGAUCCUUCAUGCUCUGGGCAAGGCCACACCAAUCUACCUGGACAUCCUUGGCUAGCAGUGGCCACUUGUUGAAAGUCCCUGCUCCUUCCUUCCGUCCUUCCUUCCCUCUCCCCCUCCCAAGUCCUUUACCCCUCAGCUCCCAAGCAAACAUCUUCAUAUAAACUCAAGUGCCUGCUACACAUACAACACUGAAAAAAACAAAACAAAAAGCAUACCAACAAAAAUCCCACAAAACAACAACCUGUAAGGCAGUUUGGCUUAUAUAUAUUUAUAGAUAUCUCUCUAUAUAUAACUUCCACACCAAUACAGAAAGAAGCUGCUGUUACAGAAAAUUAUAAGACUU
Haliaeetus leucocephalus (bald eagle) is the source of this 3177-nucleotide messenger RNA. RefSeq names its product neurotrophic tyrosine kinase, receptor, type 3 (gene NTRK3). Gene Ontology annotation, molecular function: neurotrophin binding; neurotrophin receptor activity; transmembrane receptor protein tyrosine kinase activity. The transcript is spliced from 18 exons. The coding region runs from base 331 to 2889 and encodes 852 amino acids. NCBI's taxonomy places the organism in Eukaryota, Metazoa, Chordata, Aves, Accipitriformes, Accipitridae. Gene Ontology annotation, biological process: cellular response to nerve growth factor stimulus; multicellular organism development; positive regulation of kinase activity. The record is from RefSeq and is a predicted model, not a curated record. Gene Ontology annotation, cellular component: signaling receptor complex; axon; plasma membrane.